AUGGUUGGCUGUGAAAAGCAUGAUUACGGGAACGUGUGCAACGCGUGGCCGGCGGGAAAAAUGACACUCACCCCACACAUCUGGGCCAACCUCCCACUCGAACUCAUCCGCGAAAUCCUCCUCCACAUCGCCUCUUCCCUUCCCCAUCAAGCCCAUUCCCUCCGACUAAUCUCCUCAGACGUCAACAUCCUCCUCCUCCGCUUCCUCUUCCGCCACCUCUCCUUCACGCUCCCAGAACACAUCUUCCGCUUCACCACCAUCGUCCUCCCAAAGCGCCGUCACUACAUCCCAGCCCUAAAAUCUAAACUACACACAUCCCCAAGACCACUCUCAUCAUACAACGUCGAUUCCCUCGUCUUGGUCGUAGACGACCGACGUCCAUCCAUGGAAACGGCGCUAGCCAGCGUCGGGCCUGUAUUUGGCGGAUUAACAAAGUUGGCGAUAACGGGGCAGAGUUUAUCUGCAAACGCGUAUUGGUUACGCCAGCACCCCAUUUACCCAAGGUUCAUGAUGAUAGUGCAUCAUGGAUCGCCACACCUUGUUAAUUUUCAUGAACCGGUUUUGAAGGGCGUCACGCACCUUUAUACCUCCAUCACGCAUGGCCAUCGCUUUUCGAGCGUUGCGGACGUUCCGGGGCUUACGCACCUUGCCGUUCACGCCCGCGUGGGGUUGUCGGCGGAUACGGCGGCAAAGGUUGCGUAUUCCCUACAAACGAUCUUGAAUACCUGUCCAAAGCUGGAAUGUCUCGUUCUCAGUCUAAACGCAGAUUCUCUGCGUGAUCCACAUCUAGAAAUGUGGGACUACGUCCUGGAAAAAUGUCUCGCGGACACGAGGUUCAUCCUCCUGCCGUACUACCGACUCCCGCGUGUUGAAUGGGGUGAUAUUGUUAAGGGUGAGGGGAGUAUUUGGGCAAGGGCGAAGGAGUGGGUUAAGAUGGAGAGGGAGGAGGUUAGGGAGAUGACGAUGGUUGCUGUUGAGCGGGAGAAGAGUUUGGUUCCGUGUUUGAAGCACCCUAAAGAGGGCGAGUGGGAGAUUGAUUUGGUGCAGAGGGAUGAUUAUUGGCCCAGGGAUGAGAACCCGGAUGCGGUGGGGGAGAUGGAGUGGUUGGCUAGGGCGAGAUCGUUCAUUGAGGGACCAAGUUUCAAGUCCACCUAUGCUUCAUGGGACACAACUUCUUCGUCUGCACUAUGCACACCUCUCUGCUCUCGGAUACGCUUCGUCCAGUCCGGACUUCUUACACCCUCCUGGUUAUUUUCCUUUGAAAAUGUCUUCCUGGCGACGUCGAAAUCUACACGACUCGUGGCAGGUGUAGCAAUGUCGGUCCUCAACUUUGAUCGACUCUCCACCCCUUCAACCCCUUCUUCUUCGCACACAGAUCCUGCGCGCUCCGCCAUGACAGUGGAAACUCCAAUUUCUGAUCGACUCUUUUCUACUUCCAAUCUCCCAGGUCGUCUUGGCCAGGCUGGAGCAGCAACCGUCGUUGUCAUGCGCACAUCGAGCUUUAGCUUCAGAGAUGGAGUGGGAGGGAAUGAGCUGGCGUUGGAGGCGGCCCCACCAACCGCCGCUCUCCCACCCCCCAAACCCAAUGGAUUUGACGCAGCCGCCCACAUUCUCUCCCUUGCCUUCGACGCCAAAGCCUUAGCGAAAGCAGGCUGGACUCCAGACGCGCAUUUACCUAUCCUCCCUGAAGAGAAGGUGUUCGUCACAAGAUUUUGUGAUGUUGAAGACGCACAUCAAUGUUAUCUAUUUACUUCCAUCCACAACGUCGUCAAAGCACACAACGACGAACUUGCGCUCUAUUUCAACGACCACUUAACGCCAACUAGCUCAACAUUCGACAUGGACACGGGAAUGCGCCCAGCAACAACCAGGUUCGGAAGUUUCACGCAAUAUUUUGUGCUACUGCCUACUACACACCGAAACGACACGCGAGAACACGAGCUGGCAAGGCAACGGCGGCCUUUCGCAUUUACGAGCUGGGAUAGGGUCGUGAGCGGUGGGAUAAGGUCAUUAAAAUUUCUCGCAAUUACCUACCUCACAUUGGACGUCAUGCACAACACUCACCGCCGUGGUCGUUCUAAAGCACUCGGCACCUCUCCUGAUUUGAUUCCUCUGUCUCGAAACACCUCCAAAAGCGAGAUGGAACACCUACGUGAAGAUUCAUACGCGACGACGAUAAGUCAAGUCAACGGCACGAGGGACAUCAAAAGAAUGACUUAA
Molecule: messenger RNA, 2220 nt
Organism: Laccaria bicolor S238N-H82
Lineage: Eukaryota; Fungi; Basidiomycota; Agaricomycetes; Agaricales; Hydnangiaceae
Exons: 13
Coding region: 1-2220 (739 amino acids)
Source: RefSeq, a predicted model, not a curated record